This is a messenger RNA of Neohortaea acidophila, 1602 nucleotides long. Its product is annotated as nucleotide-diphospho-sugar transferase. The record is from RefSeq and is a predicted model, not a curated record. The transcript is spliced from 6 exons. Gene Ontology annotation, cellular component: cytoplasm. Gene Ontology annotation, molecular function: transferase activity. Lineage: Eukaryota; Fungi; Ascomycota; Dothideomycetes; Mycosphaerellales; Teratosphaeriaceae. Gene Ontology annotation, biological process: biosynthetic process. Bases 145 to 1470 code for a protein of 441 amino acids.
CAAUUCUUGACAAGUAGCAUUUCCCUUUCAUCCAUCAUCCCAUUGCACGAGUCCCCUGGUUCUACUUGCUCGAUCCCUGCAAGUGAUAUUUCAAGCACACCGCUCCGACGACAUUUCUGAGACAUCACAAACGAAAAGCAGGCAAUGGCUAGUCUUCAGGUCCCUGUGCGAGGCAAGGCGGGCGGUCUUCCAACCACCAAAGCAGUCAUCCUCGUCGGUGGUCCGUCGCGAGGCACUCGUUUCAGACCGCUCAGCUUGGAUCUCCCAAAGCCGUUGUUCGAAGUCGCCGGCCACCCAAUCAUCUCCCACUGCUUCGCCGCAAUCACAAAGCUUCCCGAGAUCCGCGAGGUCUUCAUCGUCGGCUACUACGACGAGAGUGUCUUCCGCGACUUCAUCAAAGACUGCGGCCGGACCCACUCCAACAUCUCCGUCCGAUAUCUCCGCGAGUACCAAGCUCUGGGCACCGCUGGUGGUCUCUACCAUUUCCGCGAUGCCAUUCUCAAAGGCCGACCGGACAGGUUCUUCGUCUUGAACGCCGAUGUCUGCUGCUCCUUCCCGCUCGAGCAGAUGCAGCAACUGUUCGACGCCAACGACGCCGAAGCCGUCAUCUUGGGGACCAGAGUACCCAAUGACUCCGCCACCAACUUCGGCUGCAUCGUCAGCGACCCGCAGAGCAAGCGAGUGCUGCAUUACGUUGAGAAGCCGGAGUCGUUCAUCUCCAACCUCAUCAACUGCGGCGUCUACCUCUUCGCCACCGAGGCCAUCUUCCCCAGCAUCAAGAGCGCCAUGACCCGCCGCUCCGAGCGCCCUCGACUCGUCAGCUACCCCUCUUCGGACGCCCUCGAUCGCCAGUAUGUUCCUCAGGGCGACGAUGAUGACCAGAAAACCGAAGCCAUUCGUCUUGAGCACGACAUCCUCUCGGACCUUGCCGACACCAGCCGCUUCUACGUCCUCGAGACCAAGGACUUCUGGCGCCAGAUCAAGACCGCCGGCUCCGCCGUCCCCGCCAACGCCCUCUACCUCAUGAAGGCCUUCCAGACGCAGUCCAAGGAACUCGCCAAGCCCUCCGCCACCAUCCUCCCGCCCGUCUUCAUCCACCCAACCGCGCAAGUCGAUCCCACCGCCAAGCUCGGCCCGAACGUCAGCAUCGGCCCGCGCGCAGUCAUUGGCGCCGGUGCCAGGAUCAAGGAGUCGAUCGUGCUCGAGGAUGCAGAGAUCCGACACGAUGCCUGCGUCUUGUACUCCAUCAUCGGAUGGAGCAGCCGUGUGGGCGCGUGGGCUCGUGUCGAAGGCACGCCGACACCGGUGCGCGAGCACAGCACGAGCAUUGUGAAGAAUGGGGUCAAGGUGCAGAGCAUCACCAUUCUGGGCAAGGAAUGCUCGGUGGCGGAUGAGGUGCGCGUGCAAAACUGCGUGUGCUUGCCGUUCAAGGAGUUGAAGCGGGACGUCCAAAACGAGGUGAUCAUGUAAACGCCUUGCUGAAGAGAGCCCGACGGCCUUUGGAAGAGAACGUGCAUCAGAUUGAAGCAUAGAUAAUGGGGGUGCGUUGCAUUCAGCGUGUUUUCUCGCGAUGAAUAGAUGUUUGCAGGAUAAGUACGAUAU